Messenger RNA from Miscanthus lutarioriparius, 1458 nucleotides. NCBI's taxonomy places the organism in Eukaryota, Viridiplantae, Streptophyta, Magnoliopsida, Poales, Poaceae. The record is from the annotation of a GenBank genome assembly.
AUGCCGGCCGGCGUGGUGGACGCCGCCGCCAAGGGCGUCAAGCUGGAGCGGCACGCGUUGCUGCUGCGGCGCGCGGCGGGCGCCAAGCAGCUCGUGUCGGCAUCGUCGCACCUGCUCUUCCGCGCCACCGUGCUCGCCACGCUCGGGCUCGUCGUCCUCUUCGCCGUGCACUACCCGUCCCUGCUCUCCCACUCCUUCAGCCUCUCCGCGUUGCCCGCGUCCGGCUCCCGCUCCUCCUCCUCUUCCUCCUCGCCGCGGUCUCGGCACUCGCACCGGAGCCUGCUAGGCUCGGGGACAUCGUCGUCGUACGGGUGGGGCGCGGCGUGGGAGCGGGAGGUGCGGCGCAGCGCGAAGCCGCGGCGGGACGGGGCGCUGUCCGUGCUCGUCACGGGCGCCGCGGGCUUCGUGGGCGCGCACUGCUCGCUGGCGCUCCGCGCUCGCGGCGACGGCGUGCUCGGCCUCGACAACUUCAACGCCUACUACGACCCGUCCCUGAAGCGCGCGCGGCAGCGUCUGCUGGCAUCCCGCGGCGUGGUGGUGCUGGACGCCGACAUCAACGACGCCGCGCUGCUGGAGCGGCUCCUGUCCGCGGUGCCGUUCACGCACGUGCUGCACCUCGCGGCCCAGGCGGGCGUGCGCCACGCGAUGCGGGCGCCGCAGGCGUACGUGGCCUCCAACGUCGCGGGCCUCGUCGCGCUCUUCGAGGCCGCGGCAAGGCACGCCGACCCGCAGCCGGCGGUCGUGUGGGCGUCGUCGUCGUCGGUGUACGGGCUCAACACCGAGGCGCCUUUCUCCGAGGACCACCGCACGGACCGCCCCGCGUCGCUGUACGCGGCCACCAAGAAGGCCGGCGAGGCCAUCGCGCACGCGUACAACCACAUCUACGGGCUCUCCAUCACUGGCCUGCGAUUCUUCACCGUCUACGGGCCGUGGGGACGCCCCGACAUGGCCUACUUCUCAUUCGCCCGCAGCAUCGUCGCCGGCGAGCCCAUCACGCUGUUCCGCACCGCCGACGGCGCCGACGCGCGCCGCGACUUCACCUACAUUGACGACAUCGUCAGGGGCUGCCUCAGCGCGCUCGACACGGCCGGCAAGAGCACGGGCUCCAAGUCCGGCAAGAAGCGCGGGCCCGCGCCGCUCCGCGUGUACAACCUCGGCAACACCUCGCCGGUGCCCGUCACCCGCAUGGUCGCCAUCCUCGAGAAGCUCCUCGGCAAGAAGGCGCACAAGCGCGUCGUCACGAUGCCGACCAACGGCGACGUGCCGUUCACGCACGCCAAUGUCAGCCACGCCGCGCGCGACUUCGGCUACCGCCCCGCCACCUCGCUCGAGGUUGGCCUCCGCCAUUUCGUCGACUGGUUCGUGCAGUACUACAAGGUCGACGUCAGGGGCGGCGGCAAUGUCCUCGCCGGCAAGACCGCCAAGAGGAAAUCCAUGCCCAUGUCCGCAGCAUCGUGA